GAUUGGACUACGAUAAAACUACAACAAUAUUAUUAAAUUUGAAUUUUACAUUUAUUUGUGCCUGAUGGUUAAAUUCAUUUUCAUUGGAAAUGCCUAAAAAACGAGAGCCAAAAAUAUGUGGCGUUUGUGGCGGUAAAGCAAUUGCCAAAAACUUUGGUGCAAUGAGUUGUGGUCCGUGUAAAGCGUUUUUCCGUAGGAAUGCCAUUCAAAACAGAGAAUGGAUUCUGAAUGACGAACAGAAAGAAGUGAUUAAAAAGAGGUUACAAGAGAACAGACAAUUGAAACUCAUGUCACAAAAAGUGGACAAUUCUGUCGCCAAUUCGUGCGAUUCCUUAACAGAAUCGUCGGAUACUAACGACUCAAACAGCAGUAAGAAUUGUGACUUAAAAGUGUCGCAAUAUAUGGAAAGGGAUGUGUGUUUUAAAUCUCAAGAAUUCAUUGAUAAUAAUGACAAUUAUUAUGAUAACUCUGGAACUCAUUCAUCAAAUGGUUGUGACAUAACUACAAACUCAUCAAUGAUUGCAAUUUGGCGUCCGAUCACUGAUUACAGCAAUACUUUCAACGAAAGGGAAAGCAUUUAUUUAUCGGAGUUACUGUCGGCUAUGGAUAUGAUUAGAGAUCCUGUGCCUACCAAUGCUCAGGAUUUAACAUCAUUUGAGGAGAUCCACAGAAUAAUGACACUGCGACUGGAUAUGGGUGUCCGGGACAUCAUAAAAGUGACCAAAACUUUGAGUGCAUUUCAAAGCGUCUCAGAAACCGAUAGAUAUAUUCUCGUGAAGUAUAGCUGCGUUGAGAUCUGCCUAUUGAGGUCUGCCCUCGUGUUUGACUACCAGACAGAGUACUGGACUAAUAAUGAGGAGUCGUUUUGCAUGAAACUGGAUGUCAUAAAACACAGCUCCUUAGCCGUGUAUAACGCGUACAAAAAGUUUCAGCAGAAAGUAUACCUCUAUUUGUUGAGACGAUACAUGCAAUUGAAGUACCGAUCGGACGGCGGCAUCAAAUAUGCGAAGAUAUUGAAUGUAUUAAACGAUUUACACCUUUUAGGACAUUUGCAGCGACAGAGCGGUUCCCAAAAGGAUCCCAAACAGUUGGGACCACUACUCACCGAGGUCUAUGACACGAAUAGUCACACCCCAGUCAAUCAUAUGAAUUAA
Molecule: messenger RNA, 1154 nt
Organism: Oppiella nova
Lineage: Eukaryota; Metazoa; Arthropoda; Arachnida; Sarcoptiformes; Oppiidae
Source: the annotation of a GenBank genome assembly